GGACUGGUGACUAGCAUGCUCAUCCGCUGUCCUGAGCCUGCUUUUCCAAGAUGGCGGCUUGUCUGUAAAAUAAUUAUUUACAAGAUUUACUGUAGUUUCACACGGAAAAUAUACAUAAUGUAUUCGGUUAGAUGCAAACAAGAAAAAGCUCAUGAAGACAGUAUCUGGACCGUGGCCUGGGGGUCAAAUGAGAGGGAUUGUACCGAGAGCAUCCUAACUGGAUCAGUUGAUGAUAUGGUCAAGUGUUGGCGAUGGAAUGACAAUAAAUUAGAGCCCAAGUUCAACUUUGAAGGCCAUCAGCUUGGUGUUGUGUCUGUUGAUGUCAACAGCACUGGAACAUUGGCAGCCUCCAGUUCACUGGACAGCCAUGUUCGGAUAUGGGACCUGGUGUCAGGCAAACAGCUGAAGACAAUCGAUUGUGAUCCAGUGGAUACCUGGACUGUGACAUUUUCUCCUGAUUCUAAAAUCCUAGCAACUGGAAGCCACUCGGGCAAAGUGAACUUGAUCAACCUUGAGCUUGGGAAGAAAGAGAGUUCCCUUGACACAAGGGGGAAAUUCACAAUGAGCCUUGCAUAUAGUCCAGAUGGUCAUUAUAUAGCUUGUGGUGCCAUAGAUGGGAUUAUCAAUAUUUUCGACCUGACAACUAACAAACUGCUCCACACUUUAGAAGGCCAUGCUAUGCCUAUUCGCUCCCUCACAUUCUCUCCUGACUCCCAGCUGUUAAUCACAGCAUCUGAUGAUGGACACAUCAAGAUGUAUGAUGUUCAACAUGCUAAUCUAGCUGGAACACUGUCAGGUCAUAGCUCCUGGGUUCUCAGUGUAGCAUUCUGUCCUGAUAACACACAUUUUGUCUCAAGUUCAAGUGACAAGACAGUUAAGGUCUGGGAUGCAGGGACUAGACGAUGUACUCACACAUUCUACGAACACACUGAUCAGGUUUGGGGAGUAAAAUACAAUGCAACGGGGUCCAGAAUAGUGUCAGUUUCUGAUGAUAGAUCCAUUAUUGUGUAUGACUGUCCUAUAUAACACUUAGCCCUUCCUAUUACCCUUGUUAAGCAUCCCAAACUUUAUAUUGUGUAUGACGUUUAUAUACCACUUAUGUAGAGAACUUGUAAUAUAGUUAUGAUGGAAAAUUAUGCUUUUCUUAUUCAACGCUGGGGAAUGGCAGGGGAUAUUUGGACAUUCCCCCGACUUCAUUAGCAAAAUUCUUUCCCUCUUCUCCCAUACACAUGUCUCUGUGACAUUUCCAUCCACCUCUUUGUAAUAGAAACUUGGUGGUGAAGCUUCAAGAAAAAGUAAGGUGUAGUUAGCUUUUACUCCCUAUGUUCUAUCCAUGACCAUGGAUGCGUGAACAAGUGUUUUCUUCUUUAUAAUAUACUAUAUUUCAAAUGCUGUCAUUGAUUUUGUAAAGAUCAUCUUUAUACAUAAAGGAGUCCCUCUUUUGUUUAA
Molecule: messenger RNA, 1449 nt
Organism: Nematostella vectensis (starlet sea anemone)
Lineage: Eukaryota; Metazoa; Cnidaria; Anthozoa; Actiniaria; Edwardsiidae
Product: WD repeat-containing protein 61
Exons: 11
Coding region: 16-1026 (336 amino acids)
Cellular component (GO): Cdc73/Paf1 complex
Molecular function (GO): protein binding
Source: RefSeq, a predicted model, not a curated record